Macrosiphum euphorbiae (potato aphid) is the source of this 1242-nucleotide messenger RNA. The record is from the annotation of a GenBank genome assembly. NCBI's taxonomy places the organism in Eukaryota, Metazoa, Arthropoda, Insecta, Hemiptera, Aphididae.
AUGAAUAGAGAACAUUUGGAUGAGCAUAAUUACUUUUUGAAUCUUCCUGAACAAAAUAUUGAGGAUGUAGAUGAAGAAGUCAACGUUCAAGAACAAGCAAUGACAUACAAAAUAAUUCCUGGUGUGAGACUUAAGUCUCAAAUAUUUGUGGACAAUUUAAAUCACCGAUACUACAAAAGUAAAAGUCGAAUUAAUAAAAUAUAUUUACAGGUACAAAACCUGGAACUAUGUCCAGCUCUUCAACAACAAUUACCAUUAAUGGCAGAAGGCGAAAGGGUUGGCAUAGUUUUUGCAAAUUUAGAUGCUAUUCAAAAGUAUAGGGAAGAGCUCUUUACAGUAACCGUUGCAGGUAUUGAUGGGACUUUUAAAACGGUUCCCAGAUGUCCACCUCAGUUCACCAAAGGUUGUCUUUUGACAUUUCAAGUGGUUUUAAAAAAUGUAUCUUUUCCAAUGGUUUAUGCGCUAACUUCAAAAAUGACCCAGGCUGCAUAUGAAUCGUUUUUGAUAAUUACUCGCCAGAUUUUGCCAUUAAACUAUGCGGAGCUAGUAAUUAUUUCAGAUUUUGAAAGGGGUUUAAUAAAUGCUGUAAAAUCAGUCAUUCCUGAAAGCAGAUAUCAGGGGUGUUGGUUUCAUUAUUGUCAAUCUAUAGUAAGGUACUGCAGAAGGACUAUGAAUAGUAUAUUCAAUCUCUUCCAAUCCAUUCCUGAGGCGGCUAAAAUAUUGCGCAUGAUCUUAGCCUUACCUCAUUUGCCAGCAGAAGUAAAUCCCAAUUGUAGGUUCACAAUUUUUGAUGGAUUCAGGGUAGUUGUUGAAUUUGCCAACCAACAUCCAAACAUUUCUCAACGUUUGGAGAUUUUUCUCUUUGGUUAUGUUCAAGAUUUUUGGCUAAUACAAAUUGGCGCUGCAUCUAUAAGUGUCUACGGUUCUGAUGUCCGCACCAACAAUUAUUUGGAGUCAUUUCAUGCAACACUGCUAAACCAAAUGGGAAAACAUCCAAAUAUUUGGGAUUUUUUGCAAAAACUGUUGCUGAUUGAAAAUCAGUUUUAUAUUGAAAUGGACCAAGUUCGAAGAAACCUUACAGUUAGAAACCAUAAGUCUAGAGUAGACAGAGCAGACGCAACGCGUAGAAUAAGGGAUUAUAUUAAUAUAUUAAAUGAGGAUGGGAACCUCUUAAUGUUCCUUCAAAGAGCAGGCCAUAUGAUGGACGGUUAUCUUCAUGGGCAAGUUGGCCCACAGCCAUAA